Molossus molossus (Pallas's mastiff bat) is the source of this 609-nucleotide messenger RNA. Its product is annotated as keratin-associated protein 4-11-like. The transcript has a single exon. Bases 1 to 609 code for a protein of 202 amino acids. NCBI's taxonomy places the organism in Eukaryota, Metazoa, Chordata, Mammalia, Chiroptera, Molossidae. The record is from RefSeq and is a predicted model, not a curated record.
AUGGUCAACUCUUGUGGCUCUGUCUGCUCUGACCAGGGCUGUGGCCAAGGCUGCUCUCAGGAGACCUGCUGCCGCCCCAGCUGCUGCCAGACCACCUGCUGCCGCCCCUGCUGUGGUUCCUGCUGCUGCCGCCCCUGCUGUGGUUCUUGCUGCUGCCGCCCCUGCUGUGUGUCCAGCUGCUGCCGCCCCAGCUGUGGUUCCUGCUGCUGCCGCCCCUGCUGUGUGUCCAGCUGCUGCCGCCCCAGCUGUGGUUCCUGCUGCUGCCGCCCCUGCUGUGUGUCCAGCUGCUGCCGCCCCAGCUGUGGUUCCUGCUGCUGCCGCCCCUGCUGUGUGUCCAGCUGCUGCCGUCCCAGCUGUGGUUCCUGCUGCUGCCGCCCCAGCUGUGGUUCCUGCUGCUGCCGCCCCUCUUGUUGCAUCUCCAGCUGCUGCCGCCCUUCUUGCUGUGGAUCCAGCUGCUGUGGCUCUAGCUGCUGCCGCCCCUGCUGCUGCCCCUGCUGCUGCCUCCGCCCAGUCUGUGGCCAGAUCUCCUGCCACACCACUUGCUAUCGCCCCACCUGUGUCAUCUCCACCUGCCCCCGCCCCAUGUGCUGUGCCAUCCCUUGCUGCUGA